Messenger RNA from Penicillium roqueforti, 1743 nucleotides. RefSeq names its product nucleobase cation symporter-1 family protein. The record is from RefSeq and is a predicted model, not a curated record. The transcript is spliced from 10 exons. Gene Ontology annotation, biological process: nucleobase transport; transmembrane transport. Gene Ontology annotation, molecular function: nucleobase transmembrane transporter activity. NCBI's taxonomy places the organism in Eukaryota, Fungi, Ascomycota, Eurotiomycetes, Eurotiales, Aspergillaceae. The coding region runs from base 1 to 1743 and encodes 580 amino acids. Gene Ontology annotation, cellular component: plasma membrane.
AUGUCGACAAUAAGGCAGCGAUUUACAGGUGCCAAGCGGGCCUUCUCCAGCCGGCGUGCGCUAUUGGAAGCAGUUCGUACAGAAAACGACGGGGAGGCUGGCCUCUUCGGCAGCUGGUCAAAUAAAGAUUUGGACCCGUCUCCUCCUUCUCAGAGAAUAUGGACACGUUGGUCUUUCUUUGCUUUUCAGUUUAGCAUCGCUUUUUCGCCGACCACGUACAAUGUCGGGGCUAGCCUCUACGCUGUCGGUCUCAACUGGUGGACCAUCUUGAUAGCUUCCUUUAUCGUUUCUUUCUUAGUGGGUGGAAUGCUUUGGUUGAACUCCCGUGGAGCUGCGAUAUACCACGUGGGAUAUCCGACUUACGUGCGGGCUUCCGCCGGUAUCUAUGGAUCCCUAAUAUUCAUCUUCCUCCGAGGGGCGGUCGCCAUUUUAUACAUGGGAAUCCAGACUCUAUACGCUAGUUAUUUUGUGAACGUUAUGCUUCGUUGUGUCUUUGGUCACAAGUGGACUGACCUCCCGAAUCAUCUUCCCAAGUCAGCCGGUAUCACAUCGGGAAAGUUGGUUUCCUUCCUUAUUCUAUGGCUUCUCCAGUUCCCGUUCGCAUUUGUCCACCCGAGCAAAAUGUCAAAAGUGUUCAUGGUGAAGUCGGUUAUUGCACCAAUUGGAAUGAUUGUGACAAUGAUAUGGGCAAUCAUCUCUAGCCAUGGUGUCGAUUUCCACGGACUCGGACCUAGCAAUGUGUCUGGGGCCGUCCUGGGCUGGUCUUUCAUGAAAGCAAUCAACAGUAUUGUUUCUAAUGUGAUUCCUCCGUUGGUUAAUUCUCCUGAUCUGACGAGAUAUGCGAAGUGUCCACGCGACACUCUGCCCUUGUCUAUUGGAAUCAUCUUGAGCAAACCAGUUGUGGUGUUCCUGGGAAUGGUCAUCACAGCCGCUGGUUACAAACAGUUUGGAGAGGCAUAUUGGAAUAUGUGGGAUCUCUAUUCUAGUAUCCUAGACCAUUACUGGAGUCCAGGAGCCCGAACGGUUGUGUUCCUUGGUGCGGGUAUUCAGGCAUUUGCUACCUUUGCUACAAACCUCACUAGUAACUCAAUUCCAGUCGGAUGCGAUCUCGCUGGUCUGUUCCCACGGUACAUGACAAUCAUCCGUGGCCAAGUGUGCUGCUUCUUAUUGGCGUGGGUAGUGGUUCCAUGGAAAAUGACCUAUUCCGCCGCGUCCUUCCUGACCUUCCUCAACUCAUACCUCUGUUUCAUGUGCCCCAUUGUAGCCAUGAUGAUUGUUGAUUACUGGAUGGUUCGCAAGGGAAACAUCCAUGUGCCUUCCCUCUAUAACGCAAAACCCGGCUCUCCAUACUUUUAUACUGGUGGCUUCAACCUACGCGCAUUUGCAGCCUGGAUCGGGGCAAUCGUCCUUGUCAUUCCCGGUGUCUCUGGCGCUCUUCACCCUGGAUCGAUCGGAGACGCUGCUGUCAAGAUUUACAACAUGGGCUUCUUGAUUUCUACCACUUUCGCGGCGCUGUUCUACUAUAUAUGCUGCAGGAUUUGGCCAGUGCAAAUCUAUCCUACCGAGCUGGGGGCAAAAGACGCUAGUUGGGAGGCCACGAGGUACACAGAGGGCUUUUUCCCUGAAGACGAAAUCGUGCCGGACUAUUUGCAGGAAACUGUGAUUGAGGGGGUGACAGUGGGGCCUUCAAAAGGCUCGUUGGAGGUAGAAUCCGUCAACAUGCGGAAGGAGGGAAUGUUGUAA